AUGGCAAUCAAGUUGCAUUCCUCCUUGGUCUCUCUCACUGCAUUAUUAAUCUUGAGUUUGAGCUCCAUUUCACUGACUUCAGCUCAGGAUUCAGGAACUGCAACAUAUUACACUCCUCCAUACACCCCGUCAGCUUGUUAUGGGUUCGAAGAUGAUGGAGUGAUGAUUGCAGCAGCCAGUGAUGUGUUUUGGAACGAUGGUGGGGCUUGUGGUCAGAUGUAUCAAGUGACUUGCCUGAGCGGAACAAACGAGGGAACUCCAGAACCAUGCUUGGGAAGUGGCUCAGCGGUUGUGAAGAUUGUGGACCAUUGCCCCCCAGGCUCAUGUAGGGGCACCAUUGAUUUGUCACAAAAGGCAUUUGAAUCCAUUGCCGAUACUAAUGCCGGAGUUAUCAACAUCUCUUACCAACAGUCUAAUCUGAAGAAUGGGAAAGAGACAAGAUUUCAUGUAGCUUUGAAGAAAACAUGGCGAAUUAAUGAUUGCUCUGGUCUUCAAUUCUUUAUGAAGUUGAAUUAA
Vitis vinifera (wine grape) is the source of this 516-nucleotide messenger RNA. RefSeq names its product EG45-like domain containing protein. Gene Ontology annotation, cellular component: cell wall; apoplast. The record is from RefSeq and is a predicted model, not a curated record. Bases 1 to 516 code for a protein of 171 amino acids. Gene Ontology annotation, biological process: systemic acquired resistance. The transcript has 3 exons. Lineage: Eukaryota; Viridiplantae; Streptophyta; Magnoliopsida; Vitales; Vitaceae.